GUGAGAAACUGUGACACAGCCUGAGUGUGUGUCUCAGACUGAAGUUACAGGACGUGACACUGUCGCAGGUUCCCUUCGAAAGUUGUUUUUUUUAUAUCACAUUUCUGUGUCUGUACUCCAGUUCCUAUCCUCAUCAUCACCAUCAUCACCGUGUCGUCCUCUGCACCAUGAAGACAUUGACUGUGUCUGCGCUCGUCUGUGCCGUGGUGGCCCUGACCGCAGCUACUGUUCUUCCAGCAGCAGUGGACAAGACUAAUCAGACAGCAAAGAUUCUCCUGGUCAAGAGGUCAGCGAGUUGUUACGGAGGUUGGACUUCUCUCCAUGAUCGCUGUUACCACUACGUUCCGAAACCUAUGACCUGGGCUAGAGCUGAGAAACACUGUGAGUCCAUCGGUGGAAACCUGGCAUCUAUCCGCAACAUCAUGGAGUAUCAUGACAUUCAGAGUCUGAUCAUGAAAAGCAGCUAUGAGUAUAAGGAAGCAUGGGUGGGAGGCUCCGACGCACAGGAGAACAAUCAGUGGUUGUGGAGUGACGGCACACCUUUUCACUACGUGAACUGGUGCCCUGGAGAGCCUAAUAACUACGGUGGCAAACAGCACUGCUUACAAAUGAAUCACGGGGCUGAGAAAUGUUGGGAUGACUAUGGGUGCAAUGCAAGGAAACCGUCUGUCUGUUCCAAGAAAGGCUAACGACACACAGACAGACACACAGACACACAGAGGAGUCCGUCAUCAGUCUCAUAUAUAAUAUAACCAGCAGCUCUCUAUCUCUUCUUUCACAUCCUUACUUUUCUUCUGUUGCUAAUUCAGUGCGACUCAAAUUGACAGCAACAUAAAUGGAAGCUGGGCUUGGGAAGAUAAACUGUUAUUGGCACAGAUGUCCGUCUUUUCUUCUGCAAACUGAUCUUGAUGCAAAAAUAAAAGGCUGAAGCAUUGAAA
This is a messenger RNA of Solea senegalensis (Senegalese sole), 938 nucleotides long. RefSeq names its product ladderlectin-like. Lineage: Eukaryota; Metazoa; Chordata; Actinopteri; Pleuronectiformes; Soleidae. The record is from RefSeq and is a predicted model, not a curated record. Gene Ontology annotation, molecular function: signaling receptor activity. The transcript is spliced from 6 exons. The coding region runs from base 168 to 689 and encodes 173 amino acids.